AUGAAGAUUGCUGCUUGGAAUACCAAGGGUCUGAAUGAUCCAGGUAAGCGGAGGGCAGUGUUAGAGUGGGCAGUAAAGAAUCAUCUUCUUGUUUUUGGUUUAUUGGAGACUUGGGAUGAUGUACUCCAUAUGGAGCUUUAUGCUGUUCGGAUGGGAUUUUUGAAAGCAAGAGCAAUGCAAGUGCAGCAAGUGCAGGUGCGUUCGGAUUCAAGGGUGGCGGUGCAAAUGAUUGUGGGGGCCUUUCAACCCCGUUGGGAGGUGCUUUGGUUGGUUGAAGAGAUACAUGGAUUGCAUGAUGGUUUUUGCAGCAAUAGCUUUAUUCACAAUGUUAGGGAGAUCAAUAGUUGUGUUGACUAUUUAGCAGGGUUUGUUCGAGGUGUUCAUGAUCUUGAUUUUAAUACUUCAUGCCUGCCUGAGGCUCUUUCCAUCUUAGUAAGGAAUGAUGCCUCUGGUAUGGCUUAUUACAGAAUGUAA
Messenger RNA from Telopea speciosissima, 474 nucleotides. RefSeq lists its product as uncharacterized. The coding region runs from base 1 to 474 and encodes 157 amino acids. Gene Ontology annotation, molecular function: RNA-DNA hybrid ribonuclease activity; nucleic acid binding. The record is from RefSeq and is a predicted model, not a curated record. The transcript has a single exon. NCBI's taxonomy places the organism in Eukaryota, Viridiplantae, Streptophyta, Magnoliopsida, Proteales, Proteaceae.